Messenger RNA from Phytomonas sp. EM1, 1113 nucleotides. NCBI's taxonomy places the organism in Eukaryota, Euglenozoa, Kinetoplastea, Trypanosomatida, Trypanosomatidae. The record is from the annotation of a GenBank genome assembly.
AUGCGGCUCUUACAAACUUUACAAACAUCUUAUACAUCCAACAGUUACGUGUUGGACGGCUGCCUAUGCAAUGGCACUUCCUCGAUUGCCCUCUCGACAUCACAACAAACCUUGCGCCUUUAUGACUCCCAAACCACGACUUUUCUGUUCGAUCUGACGGAUCACACGAAACCCAUCACUGAUGUUGUGGCCACCUCUGCCAAUCCUCACAUGCUGUACUCCUCACAGAGCGACUCUGGGGUUAUGAUCUCGGACCUGCGGCAGGGCAAGGCAGUGCACUUCCUGACUGAGAUGGCAAGUACCGGCGUCACAUGCAACUCUAUCAGUAUCUCCCCGUCAGGCGAGACCAUGGCGAUCGCCACGGACGGCGAUAUACACCUCCUCGAUUGCAAAACCUGGCAAUCCAAGUCGUGCAUUGAGAAGAUGCACACGGACGAGGUGUCCCGCGUGCGGUUCCUCAACGAUAAUGUCAUUUGCUCCGCUGGGGAGGAUCAGAUGAUCAAUUUCAUGACCACAGACCCGUCCGUGUGUGACGAUGACGUCCUGUUGCAGGCUACAUGCUGCGGUGAGGUAGUCAACAAGAUGAGUUGCCUGAGCGAGGUCGGGCUGAUGUCGAUGGUCGGAAGUUGCGAAAAUGGAUACUUGUACCCGUUUGACUUGGAAAAGACCGAAACCCGCUUUGAGCGGCCCGAUUUCCAAACCUAUUUAGUAGAUUGGUGCGUGCUUGGUGGGCAGCUUUGCCUUGUCCUCGGCCGUCGCGACGACGACGGCAAUGCCGGCCCGCUUUCAGUACUGAACUUUGAAACCAAGGAACAGCACGAGCUGCGCCCGAUGGCCCACGGGGAAAUCUGUCGCAUGGCAAUGGGCAUCGGCAACCGUCUCAUCACCGGCGGCGAGGACGGCCUGUUGGCUUUUUGGGUGUGGAAUAGGACGGUGGCGGAUGACAGCCCUGAGUUGGGGGGGGCCGCCUCUAUCGCGUCCACCCCGCAUGGGGUCCAAAAGGCAUACCCGACCGGGCCCUACAGCCUUGAGAAAAAAGGACCGAAGCCACAUUCCGCAAACGGCAAGAGCUUUGUCCAGUUCCCUAGGCGGAGACCGGGGAAGCCAUAUUGA